Cucumis sativus (cucumber) is the source of this 781-nucleotide messenger RNA. Its product is annotated as RING-H2 finger protein ATL48. NCBI's taxonomy places the organism in Eukaryota, Viridiplantae, Streptophyta, Magnoliopsida, Cucurbitales, Cucurbitaceae. The record is from RefSeq and is a predicted model, not a curated record. The coding region runs from base 220 to 468 and encodes 82 amino acids. The transcript has 2 exons.
AAAUGUUGUAUGGGCCCCCGACCCGCUGAUUCGUGCCCCAUUUACAUCCACAACUGAACGAAGUCGAACUUGUACCAAGACGAAGAAGGCGGCAACGAAGCAACCUCUUCCUUCCUCCAAACCAAUUCGUUCUUUUUACUUUGUGGGUCGCUUAGUCUUCUUGCGUUUUUCUCUGCUUUUGAUCUAGAUUCAGCUCAUCCCUUCUUCAAUCAACCAACAAUGAGCUCCGACGAACCCAAUUUGGACGAGUUCUUCGUUGAGAAAAAGCGCGCUAGGAACCCUCUUGUCCCCAUCGGUGCACUUGCCACUGCUGGGGUUCUCACUGCUGGAUUAAUAAGCUUUAGACGAGGCAACUCUCAAUUGGGGCAGAUGUUAAUGAGAGCUCGUGUAGUUGUCCAAGGUGCUACAGUAGCACUGAUGGUUGGCACGGCUUAUUACUAUGGAGAGAAUCCUUGGCGGUCGAGUUAAAACGUCCAUGUACUGCUCUUUAUGACUUUCUUUUCACCAUCUUGUUUUACAUUGCGACAUUUCAGUAAACAAUGAAAGAUUUGUUGUCUUGCUAUCUUUCUUUAGGUAUAAGCCAUAACAAUCUUAUUCUGUGAUUCGGUAACGAUAUUUAUAUAUACUCGAAAUAAUUCUUCAGGGGAAGGAAGUGUAAUAUGUAUUCAUUCUUGGGCUUAGGUGUAUUGCCUUUAAAGAUAUUAAUCUUGGUGUAUUAUUGAUUUUUUUUUCCUUAUCUUUUAUUUGAAGUUCAACGCGUUAUGUUGGAGCAUUAACAAUA